This is a messenger RNA of Saitoella complicata NRRL Y-17804, 3415 nucleotides long. RefSeq lists its product as uncharacterized. NCBI's taxonomy places the organism in Eukaryota, Fungi, Ascomycota, Saitoellomycetes, Saitoellales, Saitoellaceae. The transcript has a single exon. The coding region runs from base 454 to 3207 and encodes 917 amino acids. The record is from RefSeq and is a predicted model, not a curated record.
CACUACACCACCAAUCUAUCACAGACUUUAAGGGAUGGAAAAGAUUAACGACCGCCAUAUGGAGUAACGGUGUCUGUGCGUCUGGGAUCCGUGCACGUACUUUAAGGAGGUCAGAGGGAGAGUGCGGACGGUGGGAUUGCGUAGGUGGUUCUCAGGUUGAGUGGGGGAUGAGCACCACGAUGGUUUGCGAUAGACGUCACCGUCUUUCUCUUCGUUCUCGCUCGCUUCCCCUUUCCUGGAGGUGGUGGAUAUAAAAAGGGAUGGUUCGCCCGGUCAGUUGGGAGGAGUAUCCAACCAAAAUACCAAUCGACCGAGUCUUCGAGCUACGAGGCUUCCGACCUUUCGUUCAACCUUACCUUUUCGUAUUGUUCAUCCGCUCGCUGUAUCGACCGUCGUUACAGUACACCCAACAACCCUCUCGUUAACUUUCUUUCCCAAAUCAACGACACGAGGAUGCGCACAUCCCUCCUCGCAUCAAUCCUCCUCGCAGCCCCCUGGGUCGCCUCGGCACUCCCCACCACCUCUACCUCCCCCGACACCCUCACCUCAUUGGAGUCAGCCCUCCUCAACGCCACCGAAUCCACCGGCGAAACCUAUGGCCUCGUCUGCAUGCUCGCCCCACUCCACCCGGACAUCAAAGAUGUUACGGCGACGACGGUGGUAGGUGGGGUUAGGUAUAUGACCGUGACCGAGUUCAUGGCUACGGAGACUGUGUAUAUGGGUGUUGACGCUACUUGGUCGACCUUCGUUCCUGCUCCCACCGCUCCUACGGCUGUGGUUACCGAGACGGUGGGUACGGGUGAGGUGGAGACUGAGACGAAGACUGUUACUUCUACGCUUGUUCAUACUGUCGACGCACUUACUACCGUGUGCCCUUCGCGUGGAACAUACACUUUGACACUCACCCCUCCUGCCCACGCUUCGGAUGUUACGUCGAUAACGCCGGUGACGAGUACCACAUUCGUCCGUUCCCCCCAAACCGUGACAAUCACAGACGGCGGACCCUGGGUCAUCACCGAAACGAAGACGAUCACGGUGGAGGAGGCGCACAAGACCGCCAUUAUCGUCAUCGGCGGUUCGGAAACGCGCACAAAGACGAUUCAUGUUCCUACGGUUACGCCGGGUGGGUACCAAGUCAUCACUGACACGAUCUACGAGACUGUCACACUCCCCGGUGGGGAUGGGGAGGUGUCGACGCAGACUGUGACGAGCACGUAUUCCGUUCCUACUGUUGUGCAUACUGAGACGAUGACGGUUACUGAGGGUGAGGGGUCUGAGACGAGUGUUGUCACGAAGACCAUCACCGAGACCCUUCCUGUCGAGACUGAGUACACUACUGCGUAUACGACUACUGUUGCUGGUGGGGCGGAGACUGUCGUUACGGAGACUGUGACUGAAACGAUUGAGUACCCUACGAGCAUUGCUACCCUCGUCAAGGAGGUCGUUACGUCUGUCUACACGAUCACCAGCGAGGGUACCCCGGUCGUUACUACCGAGACGAUCACCCAGACCGUCGUCCCGCCGGUCGAGACUGUGGUGACGACUGAGUACACCACCACCAUCUUCGGUACCCCCGUCCCCGUUACCGAGACCAUCACCUCCACCAUCACUCCCACCCCCCCGGCUGUCACCGAUGUCGUCACAUCCGUCUAUACCACCACCCUCGGUGGGGCGGAGACGGUCGUCACUGAGACGGUUACGCAGACCCUCCCGGCGGAGGUUUUGACGGAGACGGUGGUGAGUACGGUUAGUUUGCCGAGUGGGGGGGUUAGUACUUUGACGGAUGUCAUUACGGUUACGACGCCUGUUGGUGGGGGGACGGUUACUACUACCACUACUACUUCGCCUGCUGGAGGUGAGACGAUUACUACCCCCACUGGUGGUGACUCGACCACUCCCUCUGGCUCUACUGGUACGUCUACUACCUGCACUGACACCACUCCCACCGGUGGAAACACCACCCCCGCCACGCCCACCACGACGGCCUUGACGCCUCCUGGUGUCAUCCCGGUCAUUCCUUCCGUUCCGUUUGCGAACACCUCUGUCACUAUCACUAUUCCUGUCUCGACCGGUGCUUCUCCCACGAGUACUUGUACCGACUUGACUGGUGUGGUUGGUAGCAUCACCGCUACGCCGUCCGGAUCUACUCCUUCUACUACCGGUACUCCUUCCGGUACGACGACUACUGAUCUUCCUGUUUCCACCUCUUGCGUCGCCAGCUUCAAGAACUUGGGCAAUACCGGAGGCUCCUGCUACGGCAAGUGGACCUCCUGGAACAACUGGAUUUCGGGCUGGAAAGACGAGAUGGACAACGUCAACACUUGUAUUCCUGGGUCCGAGACCCCCGCUACUCCUUCCGAGUGCGCGAACCUCGAUGACGUCGUCGGGCAACUCACUGAUGCCUUGUCUGGUGACCUUGACAGUUGCUUCGAUGAUUUAAAGAAGGAGCUUCAGAAGCGACCGGAGCUGACCGAAGAUCAUUGCGAGGCCUUGGUUGGGGAGUUGAAGGCCAGUUUCGCGGGUGACUAUGUUACGUGUGCGCACAACGCGGUUAAGAGCCCCCGUGCGACGUGCAAGGACAAGACUGGCAACGUUGUCACUUCUGCCAAGAAGGUCAAGAGAACUUCCUUCGGUGUUGACGCCGAUCUCUCGACUUACUUCUCGAACCUUGGGGCAGGCCUUACCUGUACCGAUUCCACUGCUGAGGACGUCUCAUCUUGUAACGCCGGUUCUUGGUGGGCCGACGCCGCCGGUCUCUCCGCUGUCUUCACCGGUAACAAGUGGAACUACGGAGGUGCUUGGUCUAACGACUGGUGGAACUGGAACACCGACGAGUGUCAGAUCCCCGACUCUACUCCAGACUUCUGCUCGGACUCUACCAAUGUGAUGACCUACUACCCUUGGCUCGUCUACCAGGUUCGUGAGGAGAUCAUUGGCAAGUUGACUGACAAGAUGAGCAACGGCGGUACUUGGUCCGCGACUUUGACUGCCAGUUGCCAGGCUAAGGGAUUGGGUGACCUUAACUUUGACGCGGAGUUGGAUAAUGUUCGUGACGGUUGUCAGGGCAAGGCUUGGGGUGCGGAUGGAAGCUUGAGUGCGAGCACCCAGCUCUGUUCGAUUGCCAGUAAAGUCAACCAGCUUACGUACGGUGUUUGUACGGCGUUGAAGAGUGAUUGGACCAGCAACCACUCUGGACGUUCCAACUAGCAGACGUCUUGAAUGAUGGUCCGUACGAUUGAGGUGACUUGAGAAAUAUUUUUGCGAGAAGAUUCAGUGUAUAUGCUCAUGCUUUGGAUGGAUGGAUCAUGGGAUCAUGGUGAUCGCUAUGCAUGCCAGGAGGAUUGAGAAAGACGAAUUUGGAUUUACUUUGGGACAUUUACUUUACAACUUACAACUUACUGCCUGUAAUUUACCU